UCAUGUGACCAAGGUCACAUGACGACCAGCGCCCGGCUCCGAAUCAGGCAUGAGCUUCCAGCCUUGUUAUCCUGUGGACCAUGGGGUCCCCUCCUGGAUCCUGGUCCUGCUGCUGACACUGGGGCUGGGCAGCCUCCAGGCCAGAGCCGAUCAGGUUCUAGACCCUGGCUUUCGUGAGAAUUAUUUUGAGCAAUACAUGGACCAUUUCAACUUUGAGAGUUUCGGCAACAAAACCUUUGGCCAGCGGUUCCUGGUGUCAGAUAAGUUCUGGAAGAUGGGCGAGGGGCCCAUUUUCUUCUACACAGGGAAUGAGGGGGAUGUCUGGUCCUUCGCUAACAACUCUGGCUUCAUGGUGGAACUGGCAGCCCAGCAGGGGGCCCUGCUUGUCUUUGCCGAGCACCGGUACUACGGGAAAUCGCUUCCGUUCGGAGUGCAGUCCACACAGCGGGGGUACACACAGCUGCUGACCGUGGAGCAGGCGCUGGCCGACUUUGCUGUACUGCUCCAGGCCCUGCGGCAGGAUCUUGGAGUCCAGGAUGCCCCCACCAUAGCCUUUGGAGGGAGUUACGGGGGGAUGCUGAGCGCCUACAUGAGGAUGAAAUACCCCCACCUGGUGGCCGGAGCCCUGGCAGCCAGCGCUCCUGUCGUAGCUGUCGCAGGCCUCGGCAACUCCUACCAAUUCUUCCGAGAUGUCACAGCGGACUUUUAUGGCCAGGAUCCCAAGUGUGCCGAGGCUGUGCGGGAUGCUUUCAAGCAAAUCAAAGACUUGUUCCUCCAGGGAGCCUAUGACACCAUCAGCCAGAAUUUUGGUACCUGCCAAUCACUUUCCAGCCCAAAGGACCUGACUCAACUCUUUGGGUUUGCCCGAAAUGCGUUCACUGUGCUUGCCAUGAUGGACUACCCGUACCCUACUGAAUUCCUAGGGCCCCUCCCUGCCAACCCUGUCAAGGUAGGCUGUGAACGGCUGCUGAGUGAGGGCCAGAGGAUCGUGGGUCUACGGGCACUGGCAGGGCUAGUCUACAACUCCUCUGGCACGGAACCCUGUUAUGACAUCUACCGGUUGUACCAAAGCUGUGCUGACCCCACUGGCUGUGGAAUUGGCUCUGAUGCCAGGGCCUGGGACUACCAGGCCUGUACAGAGAUCAAUCUGACCUUUGACAGCAACAAUGUGACAGACAUGUUCCCUGAAAUCCCGUUCUCUGAUGAACUCCGCCAGCAAUACUGCCUGGAUACGUGGGGCGUGUGGCCCCGGCCAGACUGGCUGCAGACCAGCUUCUGGGGUGGUGACCUUAAAGCAGCCAGCAACAUCAUUUUCUCCAACGGUGACCUAGACCCCUGGGCAGGGGGUGGGAUCCAGAGCAACCUGAGUACAUCAGUCAUUGCUGUCACCAUCCAGGGAGGGGCACAUCACCUAGACCUCAGAGCAUCGAACUCAGAAGACCCCCCAUCUGUGGUGGAGGUGCGUAAGCUGGAAGCCGCCCUCAUUCGUGAGUGGGUAGAAGCAGCCAGACUAAAACACCCAGCAAUGCCACAGUGGCCUGGGGCUAAGAAGCAGCACCCUUCCAGCUAAGUGCAGCAAACUCCAGAGAUGCCUUGUUUUAUGUGAGCAACUGUGGUGUGACAGCUUGCCUUACAUCUGAUGGACUGUCUAGAUCCAUGGUGGUUUGUCUAAGCUGGACUUCAAGCAAGAAACUGGUGGUAGACAGAAGAAACUGAAUAAAUAUAGGUUUGUUGUGUA
Messenger RNA from Apodemus sylvaticus (European woodmouse), 1738 nucleotides. RefSeq names its product dipeptidyl peptidase 7 (gene Dpp7). Bases 50 to 1570 code for a protein of 506 amino acids. Lineage: Eukaryota; Metazoa; Chordata; Mammalia; Rodentia; Muridae. Gene Ontology annotation, molecular function: serine-type exopeptidase activity; dipeptidyl-peptidase activity. Gene Ontology annotation, cellular component: vesicle. Gene Ontology annotation, biological process: proteolysis. The record is from RefSeq and is a predicted model, not a curated record. The transcript has 13 exons.